UACUUGAUCUAUCAAUGUAAUAUUAACAUGACGAUGCAUUCUGUGACUAACUUCUUGACGGUAAACAAGUUCAUCGACAUUGAGAGAGGACAGCCGGAACGUCAUCAAGUCGAUUCCGCAGCAAACUAACGCAACCCAAUAAAAUCAGUUAUCAGCUGGACACCAUAGAGCGUGUUUUGUUCUUACAAUUAAAAGAAAAAUGUUUUGUGCUAUACUUGUAUUAGUUGCACUCGCGUAUAUAUUAUGGGAUGUUAAUUAUUUUCUUAGAAUCGCGUUUACAAUAUUAACUGGAAGGUUGUUUCAAAAGAAAUGUGGAAUCAACGAUACAACAACAAUUUACGGUUUUUGUACAACACAAGAUGUAGAUAUAUUCUUGAAGCACAUGAAUAACGCUCGCUACGUGCGAGAACUGGACUUUGCCAGGUUCCACUUUUACGAUAGAACUGGCAUUUACGACAACAUCAAGGCAGCCAAUGGUCACGCGUUGCAAGGCGCAUCUAGUAUACGCUACAGGAGGACUAUUCCAAUAUUUUCCUUUUAUAAAGUUGAAACUAAGCUGGUCUAUUGGGAGGAUAAAACGCUUUUCAUCGAACAAAAGUUCAUCACGACAAACGACGGGUUCGUCCGUGCUAUUGUUUUGUCUCGUCAAAACCUUUUGGACGUGGACGCUGAGAGGUUAUUUAAAGGUAUACCAGGAGCGGACAGCAAGCCGGAGUGUCCAGAGGAAAUACGUCACUGGCUACAAUCCAUAGAAAUAUCCAGCGCACGUUUAAGAAAAAAAGAUUAAAUGAAAACAGCCAGCCCUGUCUUCAUCCAAGUAGUAUACGUUCUCUCUAUGAUAGUUUAUUCAUUUUAUUAUGAUUACUUUGGCAAUUCCGUAGGGAUGGGUUGGGUAAAAUCAGUUAUGAAGUUUUUCGAUUUUUGAUGACUUUUAUAUAACUUGAAAUCGAUAACUUUCUGUUUUUUUUGGUUGUGCGAUGCAAUAGCCAAAUAAUUUAAAUAAAUACAAGAAGAAAUAAAAUAUGUAAGUUGUA
Messenger RNA from Papilio xuthus (Asian swallowtail), 1034 nucleotides. RefSeq names its product protein THEM6. The record is from RefSeq and is a predicted model, not a curated record. Bases 200 to 787 code for a protein of 195 amino acids. Lineage: Eukaryota; Metazoa; Arthropoda; Insecta; Lepidoptera; Papilionidae. The transcript has 3 exons.